Trypanosoma conorhini is the source of this 549-nucleotide messenger RNA. RefSeq names its product macrophage infectivity potentiator, precursor. The record is from RefSeq and is a predicted model, not a curated record. Gene Ontology annotation, biological process: protein refolding. The transcript has a single exon. Lineage: Eukaryota; Euglenozoa; Kinetoplastea; Trypanosomatida; Trypanosomatidae. Gene Ontology annotation, molecular function: peptidyl-prolyl cis-trans isomerase activity. Bases 1 to 549 code for a protein of 182 amino acids.
AUGGCAGCACUGAUGCUGUUGUCAUUGAGCAGCGCGCCGACGGUCAGUGGGGAAACGCUGUCGCCUGAGGAUCGCAUUAAUAACUAUCGAAAGCGCGUUGGUCGUGCCUUUAUCAAAGAAAAGUCUGCUCAGCCCGAUGCCGUCACACUUCCCUCCGGUUUGGUUUUUCAGCGCAUUGCUCGUGGCUCUGGGAAGCGUGCCGCCGCUGUGGAUGAUGAGUGCGAGGUGCACUACACUGGGAAACUUCGUGAUGGCAGUGUUUUUGACAGCUCGCGGGAACGUGGAGAGCCCGUUAGUUUUCGUCCACGUGGGGUUAUUAAGGGCUGGACGGAGGCACUGCAGUUGAUGCGCGAGGGUGACCGCUGGCGCAUUUUUAUCCCCCACGAAUUGGGGUACGGCGCGGCAGGGGCGGGACCAAAGAUUCCCCCAUUUUCGCCUCUUGAGUUUGACGUGGAGCUGAUUCGCAUCAAGGGCGGCGGCACAGGGCGUACAGCCGAGGAGGUAGACAAGAUACUGCGGGAGGCCGAGGAAGAGCGGGGAGACAUGUAA